Molecule: messenger RNA, 444 nt
Organism: Homalodisca vitripennis (glassy-winged sharpshooter)
Lineage: Eukaryota; Metazoa; Arthropoda; Insecta; Hemiptera; Cicadellidae
Exons: 1
Coding region: 1-444 (147 amino acids)
Molecular function (GO): nucleic acid binding
Source: RefSeq, a predicted model, not a curated record
AUGAAGGAAUUUGAACUGUACGAUUUAAUAGUGCAACACAAACCUCCACAAAAGAUUUUCCGUAUAGAUUCUUUACUAAAGACACAUGGACAUUUAGUAAUCCGUUUACCACCUUAUAUGUGCGAGCUAAAUCCUAUAGAGUUAGCCUGGGCUACCAUGAAACGGGAAAUUAAAAAUCACAAUAUCAAAGGUGAUUUAUGUUUAACAAAACUUGAGGAAGUGACAACACAUUCUAUGAACUCUGUUACCAAAAUAGACUGGGAAGGUUUUACAAAUCACACCCUAAAACUAGAGCAGGACUUCUGGAUAAAGGAUGGAUUAAUAGAAGACGUCAUUGACCACUUUGUUAUUGAACUUGGUGGCGUGGACUCCAGUGAAAGUGACGACCCCGAUGACGACGACCAGAGUUCUUCUGAAUUAGAUCUCGCAUGUCCACUCGACUAA